AUGUCGCUGCCAAAGCCUAUUUACCCGCUCAGUGAGCACUGCUCAAUCAUCUACGAUAAGACGCUUUACGUAUACUCGCCAUCUGGAUUUCAGUCGCUGAAGCUUGAAGAGGGGGCAGAAUGGAAGGCGUUGCCUAUGGACAUAUCGCUCACCGGAGCACAAUGCGUCAAAGCAGCACCCAAGGGAGAUGCCCAGGCGGCUAAGCUGUUCAUUGUUGGAGGUCGCGUCAACGAGACGGCUUCAACGUGGAAUUACCCUGGACUGAUGCACUACACAUUCUCCACGAAGAAGUGGGACUGGCAACGGUCAGAAAGCUGGAACACGCAAAAUCGCGUAAACCAUGGAGCCGUUUACCUCGAAGAAUCCAAGGAAAUCCUCGUGUAUUCAGGCUCGCAAACAGACGGAGACAACGGCCCAUCGUCUGAGUCGUUUGUCUUCUCUACUGUCGAACCUUACUCCGUCUCAAGUUCGCCGUCGGGUGGCGCGCCUCCUUCUGUGAACCCCAUGCUUAUGAACUCGGAUGCGAGCACUGCACUACUAGUCGGUGGUGGCGCGACCAACACGGCGGUAUGGAAGUUCAGCAAGGCGUCGGGAUGGCAAGACCUCGGCGUCACUCUCACAGAACCCAUCGCCAAUGAAGACGCCGUCAAGUGCUCAGUAGUCACCAGCAAAAACGACAAGAGGGUCGCUCUGCAGAAGUUUGACAUGAGUGCAGUACCAAACGCCGUGGAGCGAAUUCUAUUGAUCAACAAGGAUGGCUCGCCCGCAGCCCCGGGAACCCUCGCUGGAGGGGAUAAGAAGGGGGGAAAGGUGAAGCGAGUUACCUUGGACGACUGGUCGUCGUAUAACGAGACAUACGCACCGAAAACAUCACGAACUGGCUACUCGUUAGCACAAGGGGAUGAUGGCACUACCGUCGCCAGUGGAGGUAACGCUGAUGAACCCAUCGCUAUCUUCGAAGCGCAGGAGAACUCAUGGAUGAAUGCGACAGCAUUGUUUGCUGGACAAGAUGUCCUAGUAAACUCCGUAUCGUCCUCCAGUGCGUCAUCGACGCCAACCCCAACAGCAUCCAUAUCAGCCACUCCAAGUGCUAGUACGACCGGGGAAGCCGCCGCACCUGCGGGUCCUCCUAGCAAUAAGGGAAAGAUGCUGACCGUACUUGGAGCCACACUUGGUACGAUCUUUGGCAUUGCGUUCAUCCUAAUCCUGAUUCUGUUCUGUCUCAAGUACAGGAAGAACAAGAGCAAGCAGAAUCCAGGUUACGUCGAGAAGAAUGACCGGAUGAGCUUUGCCGACCGUGGUGCCGCUUUCAUGAAGGAGGCUGGCGGAUCUGUCGUCACUUACCAACCCAAACACAACAACGACUCACUAACAUCGCUUGCCAUCAUCCAAGGACGAGGUGGUGGUCACAAGAAGAACGUCGCGAGUGACGCCAGCACAGCAGGACUAGUCAAGAAGAGCAGCCCACUAGGCUACUCUGAUGGCUACAAUGAGCCCUACGAGCUUGCCAAGUUCGACCUGAAGCCGGAGCCUGUUGAGCCCAUGGUUCGCCAGAACUCCAGUCGGAACGCUAAACCUGCACCAAGAGCUCGCAGCUCAGGCUGGAGUAGGUACUUCGCGAACAACGAAGCUACGAACCUUGCUAGUGCACCACCUGCUGACCGAUCGACCUUCGCGUCGGACCGAACAAGCACCGGUAGUCAGUCACAGUACACAAACUCACGCAUGUACAGCUCACGACCAUCACAACACAUUGCUCCAUUGGAGAUCCCCAAGUUCAAUGAUGGCCAGCGUCUGAGCCGAGUGGCGAGCGGAAGUCCGACGCUUGGAACCCCCACUAGCAGUCUGCCCGGCCUACCACAUCAAGUUCAACCCAUGCAAGCUGAGCUCGCCCGUGCGAACUCCAACGCUAGCUCAGUAUCUGCUCUCAGUCACGACGAUCGUCAUUACCUACGUGAUCCAGUAGAGAGCUGGACCCCAAUGGGUGAUGACCAUCGCACCAGCAGUCAGUACACUGGUAGCAUGGUCAUUGAUCCUAACAACAAGUUCCAUGGCACCAGCUCAUACUAUCCCGAUGGCACAGAGUCGUUCUAUCCCAAGAGCAACUUCAGCUCCUUCUACCCCGGACAAGGCGACAACUCACCAACUGUUCCUGACAUGCGAGACAGCACGUUCACCAUGUUCCCGUCUGGCAACGCGCCUCCAGCACCGAAAGACGAGAUGCCCAAGAGCAAGUUCAGCUCGAUGUAUCCUGCGCCGCCACGUCUCGGUCUUCCACAAGAUCGUGAGAGCACCGCAACGGUGUUCCCAGGUGGCCCAGGUGGCGCACAAGGAGGACAGGUUGAGCAGGCAUUGCCGAGCCCGAAGUUCAACUCUUUCUACCCACCACCAAGAGUUGGACACGAAAGCUCAGCAACCUUGUUCCCGGGUCCUGGCCCCAAUCAGCAACCGAACGCGAAGGAGCAAUCGGACAUGUCAUGGCUGAACCUCGGUCAAAGCCGUUAA
Molecule: messenger RNA, 2505 nt
Organism: Alternaria postmessia
Lineage: Eukaryota; Fungi; Ascomycota; Dothideomycetes; Pleosporales; Pleosporaceae
Exons: 1
Coding region: 1-2505 (834 amino acids)
Molecular function (GO): protein binding
Source: RefSeq, a predicted model, not a curated record